AUGUUUCUAACUUCUACGCCGAAAAAAGCCGUCUUAUCCCAGACGAACUUGAUUAAGUGCUUGAUCUGCACUGAAGUUCUUGAAACAAGCGACAGAAUAGCGGUUUUUGGGCGCUCGCAGUGGGAUUUGCGAGGGACUCUUUGCAAGAUUUUAGGCGGUGAAUUACAGUCUUCGAACGAGGACUUGCAAUACGUUUGCAAAAGAAAAUGUUACCCAAAGUUGAAAAAGAUCGAAAAGAUGAUGUCGAAUCUCAAAAGUCUCGAAGACGAGUUGAGGGCAGAAAUGUCUAAAAAUACCGUGGUUCGCAUAAAGCGGGGAUUGAGUCAAGAUCAAGCUCAGGACUUACCUGUCGCGAGAACGCUGGAAGCAAAGCCAGUGAAGAAAGCUCUAUUUGCACCUUCAAAUCUACCUCAACAUCAAACGAGAUUUCCGUCGCCACUAACGGCGGUUAAAAGUCUAACAGGGCCACCUCCCACAGUUUCGAUGGUUGGAUAUACAGCAGUAAGGCAUUCAAGUGUUCCCGUGGUGGUGCGAGCAUUUCCAGCUUGUGUAAACAUCGGGAGGAAUUUCUUCUUACCAGCAAGUCAACUUAGCACAUCCCAGCAGCUACUACCGGACAAACGCGGUGCAGCAAAUAGGGAAACAGUGCCCAAAACUAACUUAGAUAAAGACCCUUGUGUGCAGGUGUGGAAAUUUCUCUUUUGGUUGUAGAAAUUACAGUAAUACUUUAAUUUGUAUUUUCAGUUUGGCACAGUACUUUCUCGUAAUAUAAAUUUCUAAUCUCAAAGUCAAACUUUUGUGACUUGAUUAUUUAUUAUUGCUUAUUAAUGGUAACCAAAGAACCUACUUGAUAUAGCUUGGAUAAACAAGUUUUUAUAUUGUUGAUCAUUAAAAUGGCUAAUUUCUGCCAGCAGUAGGUUCUAACAUGCGUGUUUUACUCCAUUCGAUAAUGGUUCAUUGCUUGAAAAGGAAUUUAUAAAAUAAUGGUUUGAACAUUUUUAUAUUUUGACAUAAAGUGGAUAUGAAAUGCUGCUCCUUAAGUAUUAUAUUUUAAGCUAAUUGUUUUUUGUCAAGUGUGAGUACAUAAUGAGUUUGUAAAACACAAAACAGUUUUGUACAGAGUGCUCAUGUUCAACAAAUACUUUUCAUAUCAAGGUCACCUUGAACUAUCCAGGAUGUGCAAGGGAAUUCAAGGCAACCUUGGGUGCAGAUCUUCAGACCCUAGGAAAAGCCUUAGCAAGACGAGGUACUUAUAAACAGAUUGCAGAUGCUGCAUUUCGUUGCUCUUCACUAAAAACCUUCCUAAUAAAGAAAACCUUACAAGCCCUGGGCAAAGAAUGCAAUGACCUAUGUUCCAGAAAAAAGCCAUCUGUGCUUCGCAAGAGUGGACCAGAUGAAAUGGAGAACUUUUCUUUUCAAAAACUCUGUGAAGAAUGGAAACAGAGAGCACCCCUUUUUUACUCCUUUCUCACAACAUGUGCAACAGUCAAGGAGAAAGGUUGUGACUGGACACCUGCCAUGGCAGUAGCUGGGUCCACCCUUUUAAAGAAUCGCAAUAUGCACAUGAAUGCAACAGCAUCACUUAUCUCUCAUGGUCAGGCAAAGUGCAACACAGGUUUGCAUAUGAAAUUAAUGUAA
Molecule: messenger RNA, 1638 nt
Organism: Porites evermanni
Lineage: Eukaryota; Metazoa; Cnidaria; Anthozoa; Scleractinia; Poritidae
Source: the annotation of a GenBank genome assembly